AUGAAGGGGUAUUCAACUUUGUCGCUGCUGCUGCUGCCUUUAUUGGCAUCGGCGUCUCCAGUCCUUAUUGACUCCAUCCACACCGAAGCCGCUCCCAUCCUCUCAUCUACACAGUCUCAAGCGAUCCCAGAUUCAUAUAUCGUUGUAUUCAAAGACGGUCUCUCGCAUUCAUCAGCAUCAGCACAUCACGACUGGGUUCAAGAUCAGCACCUCCAGGUCGAGACCUCUAAGAGGGAUCUCCUCAAACGGUCCCAGUUGCCUUUCACUACCUUCGGUGGACUCAAGCACACUUACAACAUUGCCGGAGGUCUCCUUGGAUACUCUGGACACUUCGACGAGAGCGUUAUCGAGCAAGUCCGCAGGCACCCAGAUGUCGCCUUCAUCGAGAGAGAUUCUGAGGUCCACACCAUGGGUGCUGAGACGCAAAAGAAUGCACCUUGGGGAUUGGCCAGAAUAUCUCACCGUAACAGCUUAAGUUUCGGUACCUUCAAUAAAUACCUUUACUCGGAAGAUGGUGGUGAAGGCGUGGAUGUCUAUGUCAUUGACACUGGAACCAACGUCGAUCACGUCGACUUCGAGGGCCGUGCGACGUGGGGCAAGACUAUCCCUCCUGGAGACGAAGAUGUGGAUGGCAACGGUCACGGCACUCACUGCUCCGGCACAAUUGCUGGUAAGAAGUUCGGUGUUGCUAAGAAAGCCAACAUCUACGCUGUCAAGGUCUUGAAAUCCAACGGCUCCGGAACCAUGUCCGACGUUGUCAAGGGCGUUGAAUGGGCUGCUCUCAGCCAUCAAGAUAAGGUCGAGGCCGCAAAGAAGGGCAAAGGAAAGAAAGGAUUCAAGGGUAGCGCCGCAAAUAUGAGUCUCGGCGGAGGGAAAUCCCCCGCCUUAGAUCUUUCCGUCAAUGCAGCAGUCGACGCUGGUAUCCACUUCGCUGUUGCCGCUGGAAACGAUAACGCCGACUCCUGCAAUUACUCACCCGCUGCCGCCGAGAAAGCCGUCACUGUGGGCGCAUCCACCCUUGCUGACGAGCGAGCCUACUUCUCCAACUACGGAAAGUGUAACGACAUCUUUGCCCCCGGCCUCAACAUUCUCUCUACUUGGGUUGGCAGCAAGUAUGCCACCAAUACCAUAUCUGGUACUUCGAUGGCUUCCCCACAUAUUGCCGGUCUCUUGGCCUACUUGUUGUCUCUUCAGCCUUCAAAGGACUCUGCGUUUGCUGUUGCAGACAUCACCCCAAAGCAGCUCAAGCAGAGCUUGAUCUCUGUUGCCACUGUGGGCAGUCUCACUGACGUCCCUAGCAAUACCAAGAACAUUCUUGCGUGGAACGGAGGUGGUUCGUCCAAUAUCUCCGAAAUCUUUGGAACAAAGCACACGCCUGAGAAGGCCGCUGCGCAGAAGGUCAAAGACUUUCUCAAGUCUGAACUUGAAAACGUCGAGCAAUUCUUCGAUGAGCUGAAGUAA
Molecule: messenger RNA, 1461 nt
Organism: Letharia columbiana
Lineage: Eukaryota; Fungi; Ascomycota; Lecanoromycetes; Lecanorales; Parmeliaceae
Exons: 3
Coding region: 1-1461 (486 amino acids)
Biological process (GO): proteolysis
Molecular function (GO): serine-type endopeptidase activity
Source: RefSeq, a predicted model, not a curated record